GGAGAAUUGAAGCAUGGGUUCACUAGCAACUGCCGAAGCUUGUGAUUCCAAUGCAGCACUUGUCGCCAGCGGCGAAAUCCGAGUUCUUCCGCCCAUCUUCCGUAUCUACGGGCGGCGGCGAGCCUUUUCCGGCCAGAUUGUGACUCUCAAGGUGUUCGAGAACAACGUUCUGGUGAGGGAGCUUCUGGAGAGCGGCGGCGACGGCGGGGGUAGGGUUCUGGUGAUGGACGGCGGGGGUAGCUUGAGGUGCGCCGUGUUCGGCGGAAGACUGUGCCAGCUGGCGGAGAGCAAGGGUUGGGCCGGAGUAGUUGUGAACGGAUGCGUGCGAGAUCUGGAUGAGAUUAACGGCUGCGAUAUCGGCGUUAGGGCGGUGGCGUCGAAUCCCGUGAAACCAGGGAAAAAGGUCAUCGCGGAGAAGCACGUGCAAAUAUGUAUUGCAGGAACUGUGAUUCGUGACGGAGAGUGGUUGUACGCCGACAGCGACGGCGUUCUCGUUUCCAGCGCUCGCCUCUCCGGCUAAGCAAUGUUUGGAUGCAUUUCUUCGAAGUUCGAACCAUAUUUAA
Erythranthe guttata (spotted monkey flower) is the source of this 563-nucleotide messenger RNA. RefSeq names its product putative 4-hydroxy-4-methyl-2-oxoglutarate aldolase 3. Gene Ontology annotation, molecular function: ribonuclease inhibitor activity. The record is from RefSeq and is a predicted model, not a curated record. Gene Ontology annotation, biological process: regulation of RNA metabolic process. Lineage: Eukaryota; Viridiplantae; Streptophyta; Magnoliopsida; Lamiales; Phrymaceae.